AUGAAGGCAGUACCAACAGUCGUUAAUACUCACAACACGACGAUCAACGCCAAGUCAGGCAAGCCACCACCACUUCAUCCAGUCAACACCGAGUCACAACAACACUCCCCAACACCCACCCCCUCGAAGCCUGUUUGUCAGUGCUGUGCAAGAACAGCAGAGAAAUGUGACUCGAUUCCUUACAAACUGUUGGCUAACAAACCUGUUUAUAGUGAGAUGUCUAAUGCUUUACCUCCAGUCAAGACUCAGGGAACAGCAAAAGCUCAAGACAUGAAGCUAAGGAUCAUGGAAAAGAACUACGACCUUAAAUGCGACUCUUGCAGGUAAGACAAAUGUACGA
Molecule: messenger RNA, 340 nt
Organism: Actinia tenebrosa (Australian red waratah sea anemone)
Lineage: Eukaryota; Metazoa; Cnidaria; Anthozoa; Actiniaria; Actiniidae
Source: RefSeq, a predicted model, not a curated record